Phytophthora nicotianae INRA-310 is the source of this 1323-nucleotide messenger RNA. RefSeq lists its product as hypothetical. The record is from RefSeq and is a predicted model, not a curated record. Gene Ontology annotation, molecular function: voltage-gated potassium channel activity. The coding region runs from base 1 to 1323 and encodes 440 amino acids. Lineage: Eukaryota; Oomycota; Peronosporomycetes; Peronosporales; Peronosporaceae. The transcript is spliced from 4 exons. Gene Ontology annotation, biological process: potassium ion transmembrane transport. Gene Ontology annotation, cellular component: membrane.
AUGAAGACGCCGCAUGAACAGCGACCUCGCUCGUACACAGAGCACUCGACAUUACUAUCCACACCGUCACCGACGCGAUGGCGCCGAUAUCAUGCAGCUCACAGACGUCACACGACUGUGCGCCAAGACAUCUGGACCGUGCUGCGUUUCCGCUCUUCCGUGCAGCACCGCUACGGCCUGCAGCUCGCGUCCUACAUACUGGAGCUGAGCAUCCUGACGCUCAUCCUACUGAAUGUGGUGGUGGCAGUCUCCGAGUCCUCUAUUGUGGUGGAUUCCGAUACAACGGCUUCUUCUUCCGGGCAGACGCCCGAGGUUAACGACUGGACGGAUAUUUUCUUGCUGGUGUCCACCAUCAUCUUCUCCAUUGAGUACGCACUGAGAGUCUGGUCGUGUGUGGAAGACGAUAGAUUUAGUGAAGGAGCGAUCAAAGGACGAUUAAAAUGGAUGACGCGGCCGCUAUCGCUGAUCGAUCUGAUGGCGUUGGUCCCGUUCUACUUGGAGCUCAGCUUGCAGUUCGAUACACACCACCAUGGAGGAUUGACACUGCGAAGUCUUCGACUGCUGCGGAUCGUGUCGUUUCUGCGACUAGAGCGUAUGUACAACGCGAUGAAGAACCUUCGAGUGAUCUUUGCGCGCAAGAAGGAGGAGUUUCUAGUGGUGACAUACCUCACGGCUGUGGUGGUACUGACCUCAUCACUGAUUAUCUUCUUCAUCGAGCACGUGGCUCAACCCAGCGUGUUCUCGAGCUUCGGUGUCUGCGUGUGGUGGUCAGUCGAGACCAUCACAUCACUGGGCUAUGGCGACGUAGUGCCUAUCACCAGCAUGGGCCGAGCAGUGGGCGCUUUGCUUGCGCUCUGGGGCAUUGUCCUGUUCACAAUCCCCGGAGCAGUUUUGGGAAGCGGCUUCAUCGAGGUCAUGCUAGAGAAACAGCGCGCAGAGGAGGCCGAAAUGUACAGCAUGGCCAUGGGCGGCGGAAGUCCGAUUAAUAACAAUCCGCAGUUCGUUGGCAACUUCAGCGACGACGAACACGGGCACGAGAACUCCACGGAAACAGUAGCACAUACGCCUAUAUCGGUGGCGUCAUCGAGCAACUCGUCGACGCCGCGCGUUGCGGCUGCCAUGCGAGUUGAGGCAUUACAUCAAAAGGUGGAGGCUAUCGCGGCAGGACAGCGCCAUUUGGAGAUGCACUUCCGCCAGCAACAGCAGCAGCUAGAGAGGCUCACGCGGCUCCUCGAGGUCUCCCUUGGAGUGGAUGCGACCAGCGUAUCGCCGCCGCCGACGCGACGGAAUCACGAACCGGGGCAGCACGACCUCCCGAGAUAA